Closterium sp. NIES-67 is the source of this 1949-nucleotide messenger RNA. The record is from the annotation of a GenBank genome assembly. Lineage: Eukaryota; Viridiplantae; Streptophyta; Zygnematophyceae; Desmidiales; Closteriaceae.
UCCUGGUGCUGGACAUGCCUGCAGAGGUGACGAUUCAUUUUUUUUACUCCUAGAAUAGCAGCUAGGCAGGUGACAAGUCUCCAUAGCCUCUAUAGCAAAUCCCGAAGCCAUGUCCAAAUGUAGAUAGCGUACGCAGCCGCAAACAGUCGCAAACAGUCGCAAACAGUUGCAAACAGUCACGAACAGUCGGAAGCAGUUGCGAACAUUUGUAAAUCUGUAGGAUCUGAUGGAGGUCGGUCUUAGACCCAUGACGCUUAGACUAGGCAGUAGUCCGCCAAAUUCUCUGCAUUCCUCGUCUUGGAACAGACGCCUUUCAGAAGACAGAACCGUUACCUCCGCGGAGAGAUUCAGGCGAUUUAAACAGAAGGAUCGAUAUAGUUAUGACAGAAAACCUAUACUAGUCCAUGGUGUUUGGAGAAUACCUGAAAGUGAUGGUUUUCGGGAUUCGGGGCGAGACGUCUCAGUAGCUGCUUCAGGGAAUCAGUGGCUUCCGGGGGGGAGACGGCAGCAGCAGCGGUGGCAGGAGCGACAGCAGCUGCUGCAGCAACAGCAACAAUUACAGCAGCACCGGCAAGAGCAACAACAACAACAGCAGCAGCAGUCACUGCAGCGACAGCCGUUACAGCAGCAGGAGCAGCAACAGAGUUGGCAACAGCAACAAGAGCAAGCACUACAACAGCAGAACUGGCGGCAGCAAGAUCAGCAGCAGCAGAGAGUUAUGCAGCAGCAUCAGCAGCAGCAGCAGCACCAGCACAAUUGGAACGAGGAGACGACGAAGCUGAGAGGAAAUCGUCUAGAGGAGGAAGGGUACCAAGGAAGGAUAGGAAAGGACUGGUCAGGGGAGAGAGGGAGGAGUAUGGAAGAGGCAGAGGAGGGGGGAGGGAAUGGGGGAAGGGCGAGGAGGGAUUGGCUGGAGGAGACGGGGAAGAGCCGAGGGCAAUUGGAGGCUCGAGGCGUGACGUGUCUGUACAUCAAGAGGAGCAUCCGGCAGUUCGAGGAGAUCAGCUAUGAUGGCACCGUCAUUGUAUACGGAGACGUUAGCCCUGGAGCCGUGGUGCGAGCAGGGGGCGACGUGAUUGUGCUAGGGCGGUUAGCAGGCAAGGUGCAUGCGGGGAGCGGUGGCAACAGGCGGAGCAUUGUGUUUGCUCUGGCCAUGGACCCCAGUGUUGUGGCGAUCGCCAGUGAGGUGGUGUCGGGAGCACAGGGGAAGGCGGAGGCCCACCCAGAAGUCGCUUCUAUCGAUCAGUCCGGGCAUAUAUGCAUAGAGCCAGCGAGCCCCAACCAGCGCCAGCAGCAGGUGAAUGGGCAGGGCAAGGCGGAUCCAGUGAUGGCGCAUCUGGCCAGCACUCACUUGAUGGACGUCAGAUGGCACGUGGAGCCGCCCUCAGCUGCUGCUACUGUGGCUGGAGCUGGGGCUGGGAAGCAGCUCUCGCGCACUGCCAUUGCCUCGCUGGUGACUGGGACGUACAUCUGUGUGGCUGGUGCCUUGGCUCUAGCGUUUCCCACCUUCACAUUUGGUUUAUUGUUUGGCCGUGAUGUGUUGACACCUGGAUGGAUCCGUGUACUGGGGACUCUCGCUGUGGUGUUUGGCAUCUAUUACCUGGGUGCUGCCAGGGGUGAAAGAAAUGGUUCAGGGGUGCGAGGCUUCUAUGAGGCAACUGUUGUUGGCCGAAUUUUUCUUUUCUUCAGUUUCUGUGCACUUGUGGCAUCUGGCUCAGUUCCAGCUAUGAUUUUGUUGCUUGGAGUGGUGAAUCUGCUUGGAGCAUUAUCAAUGGCCUUUAGUCUGCAGCGAUGAAGAGAAUUAGGUGAAACGUUUGAUUCGCUCUUGGAUCACAGGGAGGCUGCUCUUCACACUCCUGGUUUAGAUUUUGCUGUCAUGCCCUUUCCACCAAUGGUUUGUGCUGUAUGGACAGAAGUAUCAUCGAAGGCAAUAAAGCUUCAUGCACAGU